CGCCGGGGCGCAGAGCGGUCGCAACGCCGGCUGGAGCGCAGCGCGGCGCAACGCAGCUCGGCACGCACGGCGGGACCGACCCGCGAGUGGACGGGCCCGGCGGCUGGACCGGCGCCCCUGCUGCCCUGCUCGCUCGCCGUCGUCCCCAAUGAGCGCGGCCCCACGCGGCCCGGGUCCGUAGGCGGCGGGGCCCCCCCCAUGCUGCUGCAGCCCGCGCCUUGCGCCCCAAGCGCGGGCUUCCCGCGGCCCCCGGCCGCCCCCGGCGCCAUGCACGGCUCGCAGAAGGACACCACGUUCACCAAGAUCUUCGUGGGCGGCCUGCCCUACCACACCACCGACGCCUCGCUCAGGAAGUACUUCGAGGGCUUCGGGGACAUCGAGGAGGCCGUGGUCAUCACCGACCGCCAGACGGGCAAGUCCCGCGGCUACGGCUUCGUGACUAUGGCCGACCGGGCGGCAGCUGAGAGGGCUUGCAAAGACCCAAACCCCAACAUCGACGGCCGCAAGGCCAACGUGAACCUGGCAUAUCUGGGUGCCAAGCCGCGGAGCCUCCAGACGGGCUUUGCCAUCGGUGUUCAGCAGCUGCACCCCACCUUGAUUCAGCGGACUUACGGGCUGACUCCCCACUACAUCUACCCACAAGCCAUCGUCCAGCCCAGCGUGGUGAUCCCAGCCGCCCCGGUCCCGUCUCUGUCCUCGCCCUACAUUGAGUACACGCCAGCCAGCCCAGCCUAUGCCCAGUACCCACCGGCCACCUAUGACCAGUACCCGUACGCCGCCUCGCCCGCCACGGCCGCCAGCUUCGUGGGCUACGGCUACCCGGCCGCCGUGCCCCAGGCGCUCUCGGCCGCGGCGCCCGCGGGCACCGCCUUCCUGCAGUACCAGCCCGCGCAGCUGCAGCCCGACAGGAUGCAGUGAGGGCUGCCCCGCGUGCCGAGUGGGCGCUGGCCGGGAGACCCUGCGGGCCGCUGCCUGCACCGCACGCGGCCCAGAGACCACUUCUCUUUACACCCAGGCCCGUCAUGUCUUGAGGGAGGACUUUGAGAGAAAAGACUGACUGAAAGCUAUCUGAAGACCAGCCCGAAUCUCGCACACGUGCCGGCCUCUCCUGUCACCGUCCGUGCCCUCCUCCCACCCCAGGAGCCCACAGGCCGUCCCCUCAGCACCUGGCGGGGCCUCCUGGACCCUCCUGGACCCUGGCCACCCUUUAGGGUGGGUGAGCAGAAACUUUGUCCUGCUCAGAGAGGCCUUACUCCAGGGAAGCCCAGGACCUCGAAGCGCGGGGGCUGCUGACGCCCCCCGCGCAGCUGUGACCCGGGCGUGUGCCGGGGAAACGUCUGCCUCCAGGAUUCUCAUUUUCUGAACGAUGGCCCGGGGCGGCUUCCUCAAGAUCGCCAGUCUCCCAGGUGCGGCAGGGCCACCAACGACAGGGCAGGCGGCCAAAGUCCUCUCCGUUGGAGCUCGGCGACUGUUUUUCUUACUGUCGUUGUUUUGCUACUAAGAUUAUUUCCGAAUUUCAGUCUAUUUUUUCAAUGGAGACUCCCGCCACCAAGCAUCCAAAACCUGUUUCUGACUUUGAGAGACUGGCUUUUGUUGACGGCUCCGCCCAUGGAGACAAUGACAGUAUUUCUGUGAUCAAGUGUCUGUGGGCUCCAGUGCCCGAGUCCCUCAGAGUGUGGGCGUCUCCAGACAGUACGUCGUCUCAAGCUUGGCCCCCUCCCCACAACUGCGACAGGGACGUGGGUUGAGGCCCAGAGUGCAGGGCCAUUCCCCCCACCUCCCCAGGGUCACCUGCUGUGUGCCAGCCUGAGCCACGGGGUUGAGCUGAGACCCCUCUUCUGCCUUCCUCGGGGGCUCAGUGGAGAUAGGGGGGUGGUGGCAGUUCUGGCACACCAUGGGGAGGCCUUCGGGGGCCCGCCCUGGAGGAGGAGGGGAGAAUGAGAUGAGGGCGGGCGGCCUGGCAGAGGGGCCGGGCAGAGGGAGUUUGGGGAGCGCGGGCCGGAAGGUCGGGGGGCGCUGGGGGUACUCCUCCAGACCUACCUCAGGGAAGUGGGAGGCCUCAGGGCUGACUGACGCGGGCAGGCGCUUCGUGGCACACCUGGUGCAGAGUCAAGGCCCAGAAAAUAAAGGUAGCUAAUAUUAUUAUAAUAUUUUUAUUAGAAUGUUCUGAUUAUAAAAAUAAAACUUGUUUUCUUUAAAGAAAAA
Molecule: messenger RNA, 2205 nt
Organism: Camelus dromedarius (Arabian camel)
Lineage: Eukaryota; Metazoa; Chordata; Mammalia; Artiodactyla; Camelidae
Gene: RBM38
Product: RNA binding motif protein 38
Exons: 4
Coding region: 199-918 (239 amino acids)
Biological process (GO): regulation of RNA splicing
Cellular component (GO): nucleus; cytosol
Molecular function (GO): mRNA 3'-UTR binding
Source: RefSeq, a predicted model, not a curated record